Oncorhynchus mykiss (rainbow trout) is the source of this 3433-nucleotide messenger RNA. It is a transcript of the gene podxl, whose product is annotated as podocalyxin-like. The record is from RefSeq and is a predicted model, not a curated record. Gene Ontology annotation, cellular component: microvillus membrane; apical plasma membrane. NCBI's taxonomy places the organism in Eukaryota, Metazoa, Chordata, Actinopteri, Salmoniformes, Salmonidae. Gene Ontology annotation, biological process: regulation of microvillus assembly; negative regulation of cell-cell adhesion; cell migration.
CUGGAAUGGGCAGUGCCAUGGGCCUGUGAGUAACAGCUGAACACUUGUAAAGAAGACUGGGGUCUGGACUGGCCACGGGGCUUGCGCUUUGAAAGCACAAUACGUUUUCAAGCCACUCGGGGAGAAGGAGCCAGCAACAACGCUACACAAUCAGCGCAGCCAAGGAGACCGGAGAAAAACUUUCCCCCAAAUUCCCGACUCAGAGAGGGGGAGAAAAGAAGGGGAGAAGCGCCAAACAAAAGAGUUCUUAGCUUUCAGCAAAACAAUAACUUUGGGAAAAUAAUUUACUUCAAAUACAAAUUCAAUGAGAUAGGCGUAACGGACCGGCGUCUCCAGCAAGAAUCCGCUGCUUGUAAUUCAACAUUCUGAUUCGGAAUACCUAAAACCACGGAUUGAGUGCUGCAGCAACACUGAAUGAAACAAAGUUGGGUAAAAAAAAACAGAAUGGAAACGAUAAUGCGAAUCACGUGGGCACUUCUUCCACUUGGUCUUCUACUUCACUGUACUGAUGCUAAUCCAAAGCAACAACCCUCAUCCUCUUCAUAUAUAGCCUCUAUCCCCACCACAAUUACAGCUGGCGUCACAGCCACCCCGUCACCGAUAUCAACUCAGGUGACUAGUGUAGCCUCUAACACCGCCACAAUCCCGACAGCCAGCGUCACAGCAGCCACCAACUCCCUAACUCACAAGGUGACUAGUGUAGCCUCUAACACAGCCACAAUCACAACAGACAGCGUCACAGCAGCCAACUCCCUAACUCACAAGGUGACUAGUGUAGCCUCUAACACAGCCACAAUCACAACAGCCAGCGUCACAGCAGCCACCAACUCCCUAACUCACAAGGUGACUAGUGUAGCCUCUAACACAGCCACAAUCACGACAGCCAGCGUCACAGCAGCCACAAACUCCCUAACUCACAAGGUGACUAGUGUAGCCUCUAACACAGCCACAAUCCCGACAGCCAGCGUCACAGCAGCCACCAACUCCCUAACUCACAAGGUGACUAGUGUAGCCUCUAACACAGCCACAAUCACGACAGCCGGCGUCACACCCGGGACCAGCAUUGUUACUGCCGGAACGGGGGCCUCUGGGUCCUCAGGAACCCUCACUCAGACCACCCCGGACACUACAGAAGUCACACAGGUUUCAACUACAACAUCGGUGGGCCCAACCCCAUGGUCAGCAUCGUCCUUUCCUUCCCAUCCCCCCUCCACAUCCAGCCGUGUGGGUUCAGGCAGCAGUCUUGCUACCACCACGACCAGCACACAGGGAAGGAUGGUGUCUACAACCACGGCUGAGACUACAACUCCUCCCAAGAGCUUUACGUUUGCCAAGUCCCAAAAUGGAGAGAAUUACGAGAGGAAGGACCUGGAGGAGCUGUGUCGACAGCUGAUGUCUCAGAUGCACGACGCUAACUGUACUCUGACUGUGAGAGAGAACAACGGACACACUACCUUUGACAGCGUGGUAAUGACCGGUAAAGUGGACAACUCUGUCGUCCAGCAAUACUACGAGGAAAUCACCAGAAAACCAAGCGACAACAUGACCCUGAUUGCCAUCUUGGCAUCCUGCGGAGCUCUGCUGGCCAUGAUUGUAGGCUUCGCCAUCUACGCCUCAUACCACCGCAAGUCCUAUCGGAAGAACCUCCAACAACACCUGACGGAGGAGCUGCAGACGGUGGAGGAUGGUUACCAUGACAACCCCACAUUGGAGGUGAUGGAGGUGCAGCCGGAGAUGCAGGAGAAGAAGGUGGCCCUGUACGGAGAGUUCAACGACAGCUGGAUUGUCCCCAUCGACAGCCUGCUCAAAGAGGACGUGCCAGACGAGGAGGACACUCACUUGUAGAGGAGGAGUGGAACAGACAGGAGGGCUACUAUAAUCCCUCGACCAACUGACUCUCCCUUCCCUGCACCGUUACAAGGGCCCUGUUUAGUAGAGUUCUAGCUCCAAACGUUGCAGGUAGAAAUGUAUUCUAUAUAGAAUAUAUACAACUUUAAAUAAUGGUAUUUGGGAAUUGCACAAUUGUGACAGUUCUAUGCAAUGCAUUUCUAUCCGCAACACUUUUAAUGUUCCUCCCCACUGAACCAGACCCAAGGCAACGACAGACACCACCUGACAAAUCUGGAGAAAAUAAACACCCAGAUGACAGAUUCUGGAAACCCAUCCCGACUAAACGAGUGUCAAGAGUCACAUCGCUGUGGCCAUGGAAAGGUAACAGGACAUGUAGUGGAUACUACACCAAGCAACAUUGUGCCUAGUUUUAGGAGAUAUUCAAUAUUUGGGAAAUGUAACUCUCAAACAUACACAAUCCCAUUUUAAGAGCCAUUGAGCAUUUAAGGUACUUGAUGUACCGCUACACAGUUAUUGAUUUAAUUGGGAAAACCAAACACUCAAACCACCAUUAUUUCAGGGUGGAGUUUAUGAAGCGGUCUAAACUAAAAUCUGCAUGUUUUUUAUGCUGUAAUCAACGUACUCCCCAAAAGUGCAUUGAAUUGUACACUUGAGCACCUGUACAUAGUAUUUUCUUAUAUUUUCAGAGAAAAUGGAAGCUGAAACUUUGUAAACUGUAACACUGCCUUUAUGGUUAAAUCUCAUUAGUAUUGAUUUAGAGAAAAUGACCUCAGGAUAAAGUGAAAUAAUCAUCCUGGUGAAUGAAUUAAACUACUAGUGAAUCUCAGCUCUGACGACCUGGCAUUGGCUGCUGUAUAGAAGCCAUAUACUGGUUCAACUGAGCACAGUGAACCACACUAAUGAAACAACGGGGUCCCUGGAGACGCUGCUGGGACGGGAGGGCCUACAGAUAUCAAGGGGAAAAACACUGUCAAUAGUCGUUUGAAAAUUCUAAAGAACUUGACCUAGGACCAGUUUCCUGGACAUAGAAAGCCGACCCUUGGACUUAAGAGCCCUUUCAACUAUGCUUUUUAGUCUAGGACUGGGGUUGCUCUGUAUCAGGGAAGCUGGCCCCUAAAGAUACAUAUUUUCUUGUUUGCUGAUGUUGAAGGUUACAUAGGCCUCUGCACAUUUUAUUUGUUGUUUGUUACAUUUCUAUUCAGUUGAUUUGACGAAAAAGGGUAUUUAAAUAUCCAUGUGAUUAUCUGGCUAAAUGUAUUCCAAUUCGUGUAUAAUUCACAUGGACACAAUAAUUCCCAGUUAUAUUUAAGCUGUAAAAUCAACCAACACCAAACAAUCCACCACUUAUUCCACACAUUCCUGUGUCGUUUGUCAUUAGUUCUGUACAGUCGCUCACUCGUAUUUUAUUUCUUUUACACAAAAAUAUUUAGCAGUUAUUGUAUGUAUUUAUGGUUUGUUUGCUGAUGAAGCCAAACAACAGGGGGUCUGACACACUGGAAGCUGUGCCUCAUCUAUCAUGACCAGGGCAGCCAUGUUUUCUUAUACCAAUAAAGAUUUGCCAAAAAAACACACUUCUUUCAAA